AUGUCUAAAAACCCAAACCGUAAUGUCUAUAGGCUGUUGGCAAUCGGCUUGGUUUUUCAUCUUGUUUUCCUCGCCUCUGUUUUCGAUUGCUACUUUGCCAGUCCGGUCGUGCAUGGAAUGAUACCUUACAGACUUCCUUCUCCAGAGUCAAAGCGCCUGGUUCUCAUUGUCGCGGAUGGUCUUCGUGCUGAUCUACUCUUUACCCCGAAUGGCUUCCCUCAAGUGGAGGGUUCACCAGCCCUCGUGGCACCACAUCUACGCUCCAUUGCCGAAGAACGGGGUGCGUUCGGGGUAUCACACACUCGUGUGCCGACCGAGAGUCGUCCGGGACACGUCGCCAUCAUCGGUGGAAUGUACGAAGAUGUGUCAGCAGUGACGAAGGGAUGGAAAACCAAUCCAGUAGAUUUUGACUCUGUUUUCAAUCGUUCGUCCCAUACAUUCUCUUUUGGUUCCCCCGAUAUACUUCCUAUGUUCGCUCGCGGAGCUACCCCAGGGAGGGUUAGGACAUGGAGUUACGAACAAGAGGUUGAAGAUUUCACAAAAGAUGCCACGGCGCUAGACGUGUGGGUGCUUGACCAGCUUCACACUCUAUUCAAGAACGCCACAUUAGAUGGACAUUUAAAUUCACAACUACAUGAGGGCAAAGUAGUUUUUUUCAUGCAUCUUCUUGGACUGGAUACAACAGGACACUCGUAUAGACCUCACUCCAAGGAAUACAUGAGCAAUAUCCAAGUAGUAGAUAGGAUUGUACACGACACCGAGCAGCUUUUCUCUGAGUUCUACGGAGAUGAUGAAACCAGUUUCCUAUUCACCGCAGAUCAUGGCAUGUCAAAGAUUGGGAACCAUGGAGAUGGGGACCCAGACAAUACACGUACCCCAGUGAUCGCCUGGGGAAAGGGUAUUCGUGGACCAGUGGAAGAUACGACAGUUUCAUCACACGAUGACUAUUCCCAACCCUGGGGUUUAAAUAGCCUCUUGCGCCGUGACGUUGAGCAGGCUGAUCUGGCUCUUAUAAUGGCCUCGCUAAUCGGGAUCGAAUGGCCAGUGAAUGCCAUAGGUGUUUUGCCCGAUGUCGAUCCUUCGCGUCCGGGGUAUUUGCUGCCUCGGGAUGGAGAGAAAACACUAGCUCAUGCUGCACUAGUCAAUGCACAAGUUAUCGUGGAACAUUAUAGGAUUAAACACGAGCUAAAAGCUUCCCAUGUCUUGUUUUAUAAACCAUUUUCAGAGCUUGAAAGUAUAAAUAUCGAAGGACACCCCCAAAAGUGUUUUAGAAUUGCAAAAAUAAACCGGUUGAUUGAGGAAGAACAAUGGUACGAGGCUCGAAGGGAAUCUUUUGAUCUUAUAAAUUCUACUUUGAAAGGUUUACGCUACCUUGAAACAUACGACCGUCUGUUGAUCCGGGCCAUUGUUGUCUUAGCAUAUCUCGGGUGGGCUGCAUAUACGUCGCUCUUUGUUUUAUACAAAGAUAGUCCCACAUCGUACAAGGGAUCUCGUACUCCAAUUGUCAUCAACUCCGCCACAUUUGUUAUACUCCUAGGAUUCUGGGUGGCCUUUGCUAUCCAAAAAUCACGAUGGACCUUCUAUCUCUAUAUUGCCUUUCCAUGCUACUUCUGGCAACAGUUCGCUCUAAGAGUUGUGCCCGCUUUUCUUGCUUACUUCAAGUCCUCCAAAACGUCUUCAAUAUCAUCGCCAAUUUUGAUACUCCAAGGUGCUCUUGUGGUUGCAGUACUACAAUGCAUGGUCGCUGCAUAUACUCGUCGAUUUAUAUGGAGUGUUGGGUUUGCGCUAAUGGGCCUUGCAUGGCCCUCUUAUUCGUGGCCAGGUAAAAUGCGUUCGGAGAGACCACAACUCCAGUUCUUGUGGGCUUUAAGCUGUCUAGUCACCGGAAUAUUUCCACUCCUUAGUGUUGAUAAGAAAGAAAGCUUGGCUGCAAUAUUACUUGGUGGUUUUUGUAUGUUGCUUGUGGGUGCAUGCUAUGUGAUCAUGCUUCCCCGUAAUCCAAACCACGCGACCUUGAGGAUCCUACUCAUGUCUCAAACAUUCCUCAUUGCAUUGAGUAUGGCUAUAACAGUAGGGUCUGUUUCCAGCCUGCAGGCCAAGCUGGGUCUUCCUCUCAUGAAUCAGGUCGCCGGGUGGACUGUUUUAGCGACCGCCUCGCUAUACCCAUUUGUGUCAAAGGUCAAACACUCUAACCCAACGUCAAAGAUUUUGACUUUUUUCCUUGGAUUUGCUCCACUCUUCGUCAUUCUUUCGAUCAGUGUCGAGGGUCUGUUUUACAUGGCAUUUUCGUGUACUCUCCUUCUAUGGGUAGAGGUCGAAGCUGCAUUGCGAAUCAGUGAUAAACUCGAGUACUCUGCUUCGCCGACAAACGAUGCACGAAUGUAUCAGUUUCAAGCAGACGACGUAAGAAUUGCUCUGUUUUUCUUGUUUUUCGUGCAAGCUGCUUUCUUCGGAAUUGGAAAUGUGGCAUCGAUCUCCUCAUUUUACCUGGAACCCGUCUACCGCCUCUUGCCUAUAUUUAAUCCCUUCCUAAUGGCGACUUUACUGAUUUUCAAGAUAGUUGCACCCUAUGUUAUUUUAUCUGCUACAUUCGCCACGCUGAACGCCCGACUUCACUUACCCCCCUUUUCGUUGUUCCUAGUCGCAUUGACCCUCACAGAUGGAAUGACGAUGACGUUCUUCUUGAAUGUAACGGACACUGGAUCUUGGCUCGAAAUUGGGCAGUCCAUCAGCUUUUUCUGUAUCACAUCUUUACUGCUGGUGUGGUCAGCUGGUAUAUGCGCCGCUGGGGAAUACCUCAUGGUGGAUGCCUUGAUAACCAAGCAAUCAGGAUUAAAAGAGGAAUAACAUUCUCGU
Messenger RNA from Serpula lacrymans var. lacrymans S7.9, 2856 nucleotides. RefSeq lists its product as uncharacterized. Gene Ontology annotation, cellular component: endoplasmic reticulum membrane. Bases 1 to 2847 code for a protein of 948 amino acids. The transcript is spliced from 19 exons. Gene Ontology annotation, molecular function: mannose-ethanolamine phosphotransferase activity. Gene Ontology annotation, biological process: GPI anchor biosynthetic process. Lineage: Eukaryota; Fungi; Basidiomycota; Agaricomycetes; Boletales; Serpulaceae. The record is from RefSeq and is a predicted model, not a curated record.